Cornus florida is the source of this 1614-nucleotide messenger RNA. RefSeq names its product bifunctional protein FolD 4, chloroplastic. Lineage: Eukaryota; Viridiplantae; Streptophyta; Magnoliopsida; Cornales; Cornaceae. The record is from RefSeq and is a predicted model, not a curated record. Gene Ontology annotation, molecular function: methenyltetrahydrofolate cyclohydrolase activity; methylenetetrahydrofolate dehydrogenase (NADP+) activity. The transcript is spliced from 5 exons. Gene Ontology annotation, cellular component: cytosol. Gene Ontology annotation, biological process: tetrahydrofolate interconversion. Bases 69 to 1154 code for a protein of 361 amino acids.
GCAAGCUAAAACCCUAGUAGUUCUAAGCAAUAGGGCAUAUAGUGAAAUUUCUUGGAAAGUGUCAUCAAAUGGCGUCGAUGAUAUUCACUGACUGUACUUCAACCACGACAUCUCGGCUUCUUCCCUUUCCCGGCCAAAAAUUCCGUCGCAUCCGCCGAUCAGUGCCCUUCCAUUUGGACCGCGCAAAUCCGACCUUCCUCAGAACCAUCACCACCACUCACAAAUUGGCAGUUUCUUCCUCCUCUCACGCCGUUGCAAUGGGUACUGAGACUUCUGCAAAGGUUAUUGAUGGAAAAGCAGUUGCAAAACAAAUCAGAGAUGAAAUAACUGCCGAGAUAUCCAGGAUGAAAGAUGCAAUAGGUGUUGUUCCAGGAUUAGCAGUUAUACUAGUUGGGGAUAGGAAGGAUUCUGCAACAUAUGUACGCAACAAGAAAAAAGCUUGUCAAUCCGUAGGGAUUAAUUCAUAUGAAGUGUGUUUGCCUGAGGACUCCACAGAACAAGAAGUGCUCAAAUAUAUCUCAGACUUCAAUGAUGAUUCCUCAGUUCAUGGCAUCCUUGUUCAGCUACCUCUGCCUUCUCAUAUGAAUGAGCAGAACAUCUUGAAUGCUGUCAGUAUUGAGAAAGAUGUGGAUGGAUUCCACCCGCUGAACAUAGGUCGUUUAGCCAUGCGAGGUAGAGAACCCUUAUUUGUUCCAUGUACACCUAAAGGAUGCAUAGAGUUGUUGCAUAGAUAUGGCAUUGAUAUCAAGGGAAAGAGAGCUGUUGUGGUUGGCAGGAGUAACAUCGUAGGAAUGCCAGCUGCUCUGUUGUUGCAAAGGGAAGAUGCUACUAUUAGUAUUGUCCAUUCCAGAACCAAGAAUCCUGAGGAUAUCACGAGGCAAGCAGACAUCAUCAUCUCAGCUGUAGGACAACCAAACAUGGUGAGGGGUAGCUGGAUAAAGCCAGGUGCAGUUAUUAUUGAUGUUGGGAUCAACCCCGUUGAGGAUGCAAAUAGUCCUCGAGGCUAUCGAUUGGUUGGAGAUGUUUGUUAUGAGGAAGCCUGCAAGAUUGCUUCAGCUGUUACUCCUGUUCCUGGAGGAGUGGGGCCAAUGACUAUUGCAAUGCUUCUCUCUAAUACUCUCACCUCAGCAAAGAGGGUACACAACUUCUUGUGAAAUACAAGUUUCUCCUUAUUUAUGGAAGGGGAUGAUGCAUUCAAAUUUAGUUCAGUUGCCCAAGUGAUACCUGCAUGAGCUUGAGCCACCUUUUAUCUACCCUUUUCCAAUGAGAAGCUUGCAAUGUCACUGCCCCUCCUUUUAAAAGUUAUUUGUAUUUAUAAAAAUAUAAUCAAGUAGAGUCUCAGCUGAUACAAAUAAAAGCCUUUUGAUGUCACUGGCAUGUGGCAUUUUAUCUACAUGGUUUUCCAAGGCAUGGGAGAUCUGCAGUUGUGGUUCAUGUUGUAGGCCGAGUUCCUAUGAAAAUGGUGGAGGGAUUUCAUUUCGAAACAGGAAUGAAGGAUGGAGGAUUUUUACAUGAGAAUAAUAAAUGGUGCUUGUUAAUCUUGCAAUUUUGCUCUGUGUUUCAACCAAGAAAAAGGCUGGAUGCAAAUUUGAUGCGAAGAUUCUUUGUUAUUAA